Molecule: messenger RNA, 2931 nt
Organism: Mollisia scopiformis
Lineage: Eukaryota; Fungi; Ascomycota; Leotiomycetes; Helotiales; Mollisiaceae
Exons: 7
Coding region: 50-2845 (931 amino acids)
Biological process (GO): regulation of transcription by RNA polymerase II; DNA-templated transcription
Cellular component (GO): chromatin
Molecular function (GO): DNA-binding transcription factor activity, RNA polymerase II-specific; zinc ion binding; RNA polymerase II cis-regulatory region sequence-specific DNA binding
Source: RefSeq, a predicted model, not a curated record
CCUCACCCAGCCUCAACUCAUCACCACCAUUGACUUUUACUACAGAAGAAUGGGAAGCACCGAGCCUACGACUUCGCCAACGGCCGUCCAACCGGCACCUCUGAUCAAAGAGUUUCGCUGUGUUUGGGGUAAUUGCACGAAAUCAUUCUCAAGAGCUGAGCACCUUCAUCGGCAUGCGUUAAAUCACGAUGAAAGCAGAGCAAAUCUCACAUGUGAAAGAUGCAGCGCUGUCUUCAAGCGGAAAGACUUGAUAGACAGGCAUAUGGCGCGUCACCGUGAGAAAGAUGAGGAGGCUGGAGGAGAAGGAUUGGGAAGAUUGCAAACUCGGAAACGAUUGUGGCGAGAUUCAAACGGUGCAGUAGUUGCAAAGAGACGUCCAGAACUAGAAAAGAAGCGAAGAACUUCCAGUACUUCUCGAAAUAGAAAUAGCUCCACUGGUCAAACCAAUGAGGGUGAUCCUGGAACAUACACUCAACAGCAAGAUCAUGUCCCAUUGUCUCCUCCUGGAUCAUCGCAAGACCACCAGUCCAAUGGACCAGACUCGGCAGAAUUACCAGGAAAGUCAACUUUGCCACAGACUGAAGAGCUAUGGCCUCUGUCCAUGGGAGAUGUUUCUUUGUUGGACCAGGCAGGAGCAAUGGCUGAGCCAUACGACUUCCUCUGCAACGCUUCUUGGGGCUCUCAUUUUCAGGAAAGUGCCAACUCGGACCUUCUCUACAAUGAUCUUUUCGCACCAGAUACAGCCAGCUCCUUCAACCAUCCUUUCACGACUAUGAACUAUUACAAUUGGCUCCUUGGAAACGAGAAUUGGCCUGUCUCUACAUUUGAUGCAAGCAACGGAGUUGAAUUGAGCAAACUUCCAAUGGGAGUCUCCACCGCACCGCAACCACCUCGAAGUACUGCGUCACUCAGUGUCUCUGAUUCUUCCGGAGAAUAUGGAAGUAGUGGCAGUUACUACGACGUUUCAAGUCAUAAUUUCAAGCUCCCAGCAGCAAGCUCAAACACCUCAAGCAGCUCGUAUUCUGGAGAAGCAUCAACUCCUGAGACUUCAGCUGCCAAUCAGAUCUUGGCCAUGUCACAAAUGGCUGAGUCGAACUUUGCUGCGAGCCUUGGCUACCAAGAUGCAAACAUUCCCAGACAGCAACCUCAAGUUCAGACAAUCGAGAGUCCGAAUGGAAUGCCAACGCCUACGACUUCGAGGUCAAGCUUUGAGAGUGGAAGAUCGAAACAGUCUCGGAAGUUGCCAGCUAUUAAUGAAGCUGCACGUCAAGGAAUUCUGGAACUCGUCAGCCGUGCUCAACCCAAAGCUCCCGAUGAGACUGCAAUCACGACCGAACAUGAUCUUCUGCAAUUGCCUGUUCUCCAGGAAUACUGCGACUUGUACUUCAAGAAGUUCAAUACAGCAUAUCCCCUUCUGCAUCAGGCAACGUUCGAACCUUCGCAUGUUGAUCCUCUGCUUCUCGCUUCCGUACUCCUUCUAGGAGCAACUUAUAGCGACAAAGAAUCCCACCUCUUUGCUAUUUGUAUCCAUGAUACUAUGCGAGCUCAGAUCUUCGGCAGCAUAGCAUUCAACACUCGACCAGAAUUGUGGAUGCUUCAGACUAUCCUGCUCGUGGAAUGCUUUGGCAAAUCACGCGCUGGACAGCGGCAACAUGAUAUGGCACACUUGUUCCAUGGACUGCUGAUCAAUCUAAUACGAAGAAGCGAUUGCCAAUCAGCUCGAUGUGCACCAUUUGAUGACAACGAUAGGAUUGAUAUCGAUCGACGUUGGAGAACUGAGGUUGAAGCAGAGCAGAAGAGACGACUUGCUCUCCUCUGCUUCAUGUGGGAUACGCAGCAUGCAGUCUUGUUUUCUCAAUCCUUGUGUAUGAAUGCAGCAGAGCUCAAGCUCACCUUGCCUUGGAAUGAAGCGCUAUGGAAAGCAGAAACACCCGAAGAAUGGUAUGCUGUCCAUGCGAUGGAGAAGCCUCAACCGCAAUACCUUGCUGUUCUCAAGACGUACUUUGUGCCAGUACCUGAAGGUCGAGCGUUAUCUUUGAAUGCCCUCUCCAGAGUGCUCAUGUUGCAUGGGAUCAUGUCUGUGGCAUGGGACUUGAAUCGUAGAGAUCAGACUUCUCUUGGUCUCGUAACAACAGGCAAGGAAGAAUCGUGGCAGUCCCGCAUCUCUAGAUCAUACGACACUUGGAAAGGUGACUUUGAUGCUUACAGCAAAACCAUUAUGCUAUCUCUGGACGACAACGAACUUGAGAAGUCAGAAUUCCAGAAAUUCUGUGUCGCUACCCUCGCAGUUUAUCACGCUUCGCACAUUAUUCUUCAAGUUGAGAUCAACGACCUCCAAAUCUAUGCUGGAGCGAGUCAUAUUAUCGGCCGACCUGUCACGAAAGUGGACCGUGAGCGAUCAAAAGCACGAAUUGAACGCUGGGUAAAGCACAGCUCGAUCUCAGCUGCCAAGGCGGGCUCACACGCUGCUCGAAUUCUCCGUGAUGGUAUACGCAAGCUGAAAGACUGGGAUGCUGGAGAUUAUUUCCAUUAUCCUUGGUGUUUGUACCUUGCCACCCUGACUUGCUGGGCCUUCCAAAUGUGCAGCAAGACUGCUGAGGGAGCCUUAGCUGAAGGUAAUGGAAGCGAUACAGAAGAAGAUAGUGAUUGGGAUGCGAGAGCGGAGAUGAGUGCGUUGGUCAGUGCCAUGACAAGAAGUAACCUUGAAGAUCUGUGGAGAGUUGCUGGUAGGUAUCGGACAGGUGAUCUACCGAGGGUUAUGAGCAAGCACUUGAGCACGGUGAGAUGGGCUGUUGUGCAGGAAGGUAUGAAAGUACUCAACGGCUUAGUGGGAGAAGCGAGAUGAGGAGACGAAGACGCAAUUUUGGAGGAGUAUAUAUUAUGAUUUCUAUGAUUGAUAUCCAAGUUCUUUGAUGAAUGAUACAUGCUUAU